GGGAGGCCGGACAACUCGAUGACACCAUUUGCACAACUUCUCCCUGCCAAGUCGGGGAAACAUGGCCGAGAGCCAGAAGAAAGGAGGUGGUUUUAAAAAGUUUUUUAAGCUCAAAGGGUUCGGGAGCCUCAGUAGCAUUCCUCGCAGCUUCGCCUUCCGCCGGGUCUCUGUUGCCCCCAGGCUCGCAGAGACCGGAGGGGAGCUGCUCUCCCCCAACGGCUUCCUAACACUCAGCUUUGAAAGCACGCAAGACGACUUGGGCGCUGGGCCCAAAAGCCCGUCACGUUAUGCCCGCUCCUGCAACAUGUUCAGCCACAUGGGCACCAUGCCCAGGGGCAGCUCAAGACAGAAGGUUGGGGCCCAGGGGCCAGACAAGGCUUUGGAGCCAACUUUGCCCAGCGCCCCUUCCCAGACAGGUUCUCCACCACCUGGAGAAGGGCCAGAACAAAAAGAGAAAGGAAGCAUCAACGUUGGUCCCAGCUGCUCCCAAAAGGUGACGCUUCAGGCUGAGAAUUCUUCCAAAUGCUUCCUUGAACCUGGAGAGAUUUCUAGCCUAGGAACCAAAGAGAAACCAAAGCAGAUUGAGUGGGAUGACCUUCAAAGAACAAGUGGACCCCUUGAGAGGGCACCAGAAGACCUAAAAGGCAUUCCCUCAGGUCCAUCUCACUAUGCCCAGUCUUGCAAUGCAUACAGCCACCUGGGCACCAUGCCGAGGGCCCGCACUGGGCAGUCAAAGAAGCCCAUCCAAGAGAUGCCUAAAAAAACUCAGCAAGACCUUGCCCAAGAUCUGCCUGCAAAAGCAAUCCUGUCUUGUGCAGAAACCGCAGAGAAAACUUCGGAAGAGCACCUAGAACAAGGGUAA
Molecule: messenger RNA, 862 nt
Organism: Candoia aspera
Lineage: Eukaryota; Metazoa; Chordata; Lepidosauria; Squamata; Candoiidae
Product: SH2 domain-containing protein 3C-like
Exons: 2
Coding region: 62-862 (266 amino acids)
Source: RefSeq, a predicted model, not a curated record